GUUGUGAUAAACUUAUUAAAUAGUUAAUCAUGGCAACACCUCUGGAUGACGAAGGGGUGUUCAAAACACCGGCGCCGCCACCUCUCAGGAAAGCCUCAACUUCAUUAUCAUCGUUCUCAAUGAUACAGAAGGCAGGACCAAGUUUGCUACAACCAGUUGGGUCUCCUCUUUCCCUUGGAAUCUCUGGUCCUAAUACUCCUCAGUCGGAACUAUCUGAUUGUUCUUACUUACAAUUGCAAGGAGUCCCUGAGAACAGCCGAUACUUCUGCACAGCCUCGGCGAUUGAUGUUAAUGUGGCUUACCAGGAGCAUCUGAAGGAAACGUUAAAUCGAAUCGAGAUGAACUUGAUCGAGAACCGAUAUCGUCAACAGGAGAUCAUAGAGAAACUCCUUAAAUUAGAGUUAGACCAAGAAGAAGAACCUCAACGUAAAAUACUCACCCCCUACCUCAUAAAAGCACCCUUCUUCAAAAGCAAAUCGUACCCUGGUGGUCCCCCACCCAACCCAGAAGCUCUCAGGAUCCAACAGGAGGAUAUGCAGAGACCCCACGUGACGGUUCUAAAGCGUCUUGACUGGACGGCAUCGGACCGAAGAAUUCUUUUCAACGGUGUCAAGCAGCAAUGUCUCAGCAUGGUAAUGAAGCCAUUUAUUGAUAAACAAAGCACAAUCUCUCACAAAUUAGACUCCUUAAAUCCAUACGAGUUAGACAGCCGACGUGUAUUAGCCGAGGAGCUCAACCUAUCGGAACUCGAGGUGAGAAGACUGAAAGAAAAUCCGCCGAAAGACGAGGAAUUAUUCGGAAGUCGGAAAAGAUGUGAUAUAGAUUGGGUGUAUAUUUCGCUGCAUUUGUUUAAUAACCAACGCGAUCCAGACGAUUGCAAACUCCAAUGGCAGAAUUUUCUUCAUCCAGGAGUUAAUAAAGAACAUUGGUCGCCUGAUGAAUCGAGAAAAAUGCUGCAAACAGUAGCGAAACAUCAGGAGAAGCAGCCGUUUGUAAUUGUCGAGCCCACCGAGACAGUCCGUAGCAGCAGCACCCGACGUCAUAUAGACUGGAAACAGGUGUCCAUUUUACAUGGAAACAGACGGACUCCCUUUGACUGCUUCCAAAGCUACAUGAGCAGAUUAGUCUCGGCCAGGGGCUGGACUCCGACUGAGAUAAAACUGCUGAAGAGAGUCGUCAAUACAUUUCAGUUCGGAAACAAGAUAUCGUGGAGCAAGAUCGCCGACUUCUUCGACGGGCGUUCUCCCCAUGAGUGUAGUGAGAGGUGGCGACGCAUGAGCAGCUACGCCCUCAGACUGGGUAGGUGGUCGCCGGAUGAGGACAUACUGUUGCUCAAAGCGGUUGAAAAGUUUGGGAUUGGGAUGUGGAUCCAAAUAUCUCGCGAGGUUCCUCUUAGGACCGACCAGCAAUGCAGGGAAAGAUACAUGUUCCAAUUGAGUGGAAAUUACGUCAAAGAAUCCUGGACGAAAGCGGCGGAUGAAACGUUAAUCGACCUCAUGUUGAAACAUGGACCAACUGCGGACUGUGCUAUCAUAGCUGAAAAGACGUUAAAGAAACAGCGCAAAGAGAUUUACAGAAGGUUCCGAUAUCUUUUGGAGAAUCAAAGAAAAGGUACCGAAGCCAGUCACCGGAAAACUGUUCGAAGGACGCAGUUGACAGAAACGGCCGAUAGACUGCGUGAACAAAAUAUGACAGAUCAGAUUAUAGCAAUCCAUCAAAACUUGGUCAAUAAUUCCAGUGAAAAUAAACAAAAUACCCCUAAACCUUCGAAAUUGAUCAAAAAACCUGCCUCGUUGAUUCACAAUAAAGUUACGAAGCAUUUAAAGUUAGGCGAUAAGUUAAAAAUGUUAGAACCUGAAAUGAUUGACGCGCAGUUCCUAAAAUCAGAAUUCAAGAAAAACUUACCAAAAUAUAAACAUCCACCAAUAUUUUACAGUACUUCUAGAUUAGAAAAGCUAGAUCAUUAUUUGGACGAAAUAAUAUUUAGAAAUUGUUUACCGAAACAUUCGACAAGUUUUACGCUGAGUCCGAACUUGGAAAAUCCCGAAGAAAGUGAAACGAAAGAACCGAAAGAAAAAGAACUCGCUGGGCUGAUGACGCAGUUGAUCACACUUCUAAAAAUUGACUACUUAGGUGCUUGGAAAAUUCUAAAAUUAAAAAGUAGCCCCGAAUUCAGAGAAUCAAUAACUUCGUUGAGUAUAGCCAAAGACCCAAAUGAAAAAGAGCGAAUAUUGAACCCGAAACUGUUUCUGAAUAAUGCCCGAAAACUGAUGGAAGAGGGCCAUCUUAUUGUGAAGGAGUGCUUCAAAGAUAAACUUCAUUAUUUAUAUGAGUUGAGGUCAAAUCCAAUAGUUCAAAGUGUUGUAAAGGAAGUCGCUGAGAAAACUCACUCGCCUCCCAAAGGACCGAUUGUUCGUACUCAAAUUGUUCAAUAUCCUACAUGUGUCGUGCUCCCAACACCAGGAGCAUAUGAAGAUGACGCUUCAAGUGAGAUUUUUGGAUCCGAACAACUUGAUGAAUACGAAGAAAAAACGGUCGAUGAGUUAAUUGAAUGUUUAGAAGAUGAAGAACCGGGAACAAUGAACUUUGAUCUUUUCACUACUGAUAAUGAAAAUUCGCCAUCAAAAAAGGCUAGAAACUUUGAAUCCCCACUUAAAUCCAAAACUGGCAACGACAUGUUAAUUGAGCAAAACGGCCAGCAAGGUGAUAACAUAAGCCAUUUUUUGACAGCGAAGUCUGGAAAACUUGAGGGAUUUGACCAAGAUAUGAAGGUGAAAGAAUUGAUAAAGAAAUUUCCAAUCAGACGUGCUGAUGAUCCUUCUGAUGAUAUUUCUCGGGACUUUUUCAUCGAGAAUUAUGGAUUUAAAAUCAUACCAGGAGAGACGUCUCAGUAUAUAAGAGUUCUUCUUGAAGGUAACUCUUUUUUUUCCACCAUCAUUCAGCGUGACCUUAUGUGGCAGCUUGUAAACGUAGAUACAAAUAAAGGUAAACGAACUCUUGCAAUACCUAUAGCAAGUGUACCCUUUGAAGUUAAUGACGGUGGAAAAGAGAUACAUUUUCUGCCCGAAGCAGGAGCGUCGCAGACGUUUGAGCUUCCGGUUUUUGAGAAGUUGGAGAAAUCGCCACUACCGAUGUCUGAUCUAAUUGAAAAGUAUCGGGCUCAGAAGGCGUUGGAGCAAGCGAACACCUUACUCGAAAGUGCAAUUGGCAGAACGUUUAUGACAACGGACGAGAAAAUCAAGUUUCAGGACUGGGUUCGAGACAUGCCUCAAGAUAACAACCUCGAGAACUUGACUGUUCCUUUAGUUGCUCCUAAUAAGGCAGUUUUGGAUUUGUGGAAAAGGCUAGAUUCUCAAAGUGCGAAUUUAUUGUGCAAAGGUCUCGUGUGUUACAAACACGCGAGGUCAAAUCGAACGAUGAUGAAAGUAGCUCGCAAGAUGUUUGAACAGAACACGGAUCCAUUCAAGUAUAAAAUGGCAGAAAUUGCAUUCCAAUUAGGCGUUUAUUUCACAGUGGAUAAAUCGAAAACCAUGUCGACAGUGCACAAGCUGUUGUAUCAGCCUAUCAGAAAUGUUCCUGAGUUCGCUUCUUUAGAGACCAUUUGGCAGAAAGCCCUAUUAGAAGAUAACGACGAACUUAUCAAAUUGCACGAGAAGUUAUUUGAGCAGUCGGACAAAAUGCAAAGUAUCUUGGAUGAAAUUAAAGCUACUGCAGUGUACCAAUUGUUUAGAAGUAGACUCUACGCUCUGUUGUUGUUUCCUAAAGCGAUGUCUGAGGCGGGACCGAGGGAGAUUGGAAAAGAAACGUCUGGAGAAGUGAACAAUAACGCUAGUAAAAAGAAUGAGCAAAUAAGUCUCAGUUUAUACAAACACUUCACGCGAAAAAGAUGCAAUAAGCCACAGGACUCGUGGUUCCACGACAAGGAACCCGAUGACUCCGACUUCGAAGCGCUGCGUCGAUUGCAGCGGGAACUCCAAUCGGAUCUGGCGGUAACCGAGCGUCAACAAGACUCCUCAGAUUUGAACCGAAUCGAUGGCGAAGAAGCGGAAACUACAGAUACUUAUUCAUCAAUUGGACAAAAUGUGCCAGAAACAAAUCUAACAGAGAUCGAUGCGGUAGAAACCGGAUACAUGACAGAUCAUAUUGCAACUGAUUCACUCACGGCAGAACCUAGUGUAAUAACCUCAGAUAGUAUAACCGAACCAGAUACAACUGAAAUCGAGAUUGAAUCGGAAUCGGAAGGUGUAGAACUUCCCAGAGUAGUGAUGUUGAAUGAUAUGGAUGGCUCAAAUAAUAUUUUUGACAAUUCUGCAGUGAAAACAGAAGUUAACUGUGUUUUAAAGCAAUACAGAAACGUUACCGAAAUCACAGAGGCAAAUAAUGAGAGUAAGAUAAUAUCAUCAGAUGCUGUGGCGUCUAAUGGAAGCAAAAGUCGCAAACGACCUGCAAGACCAUGUUUGGGAAGUAUGGAAUCGAAAAGUAAGAAAAUAUGUCCCGACCUUGCUGCUGAAAGCCAAAUAGAUGAUGCAUUAACAAGCAAUACUGUACUUGAUCUUUAGUUUUAGACAGUCUUCAUUCCUGAUAAACUUGUAUUUAAAAAUUGUGUUUUGCGCUGAUUUUGAAUUGUAGAUAUUGAAUUCUUUUGAAUUCGUAAAUUUUGUUAAUUUAUGAUAUUCCUAAACCAU
Symsagittifera roscoffensis is the source of this 4685-nucleotide messenger RNA. RefSeq lists its product as uncharacterized. Gene Ontology annotation, molecular function: RNA polymerase III type 3 promoter sequence-specific DNA binding; RNA polymerase II cis-regulatory region sequence-specific DNA binding. Bases 30 to 4559 code for a protein of 1509 amino acids. The record is from RefSeq and is a predicted model, not a curated record. The transcript is spliced from 9 exons. Gene Ontology annotation, cellular component: snRNA-activating protein complex. Lineage: Eukaryota; Metazoa; Xenacoelomorpha; Acoela; Convolutidae. Gene Ontology annotation, biological process: snRNA transcription by RNA polymerase III; snRNA transcription by RNA polymerase II.